UCCCCCAUUCUCUCCUGCUUCAGGACCAUCACUCGCAUCCUUAGAGCGUCAGCACGCCACAGCACAUUCUCUGCAUCCAGAAGACUCCAGCUCCAUCCUGAUACAGCAGAAGCUUGAAGCUUUGACAUUACAGUAAUGGAGAGCUUGCUGGAUAACCCAAUGAAAGCCGUGCUUUAUCUCAAAGAACUGACCACUAUUGUACAAAACCAGCAGAGUCUGAUUCAAACCCAGCGGCAGCGGAUCGACGAGCUGGAGAGGAAGGUUGAGGAUCUGAUCGGCGAGAAUCGUCAGCUGAGAGAUCCGCAUCAAUACCACCACCAUCAUCCGCACCACCACCACCACCCACCCCCGCGGACCAGCAGCCCUCAGCCGGCCGCUCACCCGCACCAGCAUUCGGCGACUCUCGGUCAAGCCCAGCCGCAGCAGCAUCCUUCCAAACAGCCGCAGCAUCCUCCGGCAGCUCCCAUCCAUCACCCGCAGCAUUUGCAGCUGGUUCCAACCUCCCCACCGACUCUCAAAGCAACCCAGUCCAGCCCGGAGUCCGCGGAGGACGAGAAGAGAAGCCCGUCCUGCAAGUCUCUUGUUCCGCAGACACCUUCGACACUGUGCCGGUCCGUUGGACUCGCCAGGAAACCUGAGAACCAGACAGUUCUGCACCAGUUCUGCUGUCCUGCUCCGGAAGCCUCCGAGUCUGACUCUCAGGCCUGUGUACCCAGUGAAGAGCCACCCUCCCCUUCUCCCACUGCAACACCAUCACCUGCCACAUCACCAUCACCUGGGGUGACCAUCACCAGUGCCUCCCAGCCCGAGGUCCAGGUGGCACCUCAGGUUGCAGGGAGCACUGUGACAUCUGUCGAUGAAGGAGGGGGAGAUGGGGAUCGAGAUGGAGGUGAACCACAAGAGAGAGGGAGUGCAGAAGUGGAGAAGGAAGAGGUGAGGGCACAAGAGAUAGAGCAGGAGGAAGAAAAACCCCAGGCGCAACCCCAACAACCAAUACAGGAGGAGCUGAAAAAGGAGACAGAGGAGCAGGAGAGGGAAGCAGCAAGUACGGGAGGCACAGGAAGGAGGCCAAGCUUGCAUCACACUGCUUCACCAAUCAGAGUACAGAGGAAUGGAGCAUGCAGCCACUCCACCACCUCCGACUAUGAACUCUCACUCGACCUCAAAAACAAGCAGAUCGAAAUGUUAGAGCACAAAUAUGGGGGCCACCUCAUCUCACGGCGUGCCGCUUGCAAGAUUCAGACGGCCUUUCGCCAGUAUCAGCUCAGCAAAAACUUUGAAAAGAUCCGAAACUCCCUCCUUGAAAGUCGUUUGCCACGCCGUAUCUCCCUGCGAAAAGUGCGGGUGCAAAAUACAGAGGGUAUCUCAGCUGAACGGGCACUGGCUGAAGGCUGCAAUCUAGCAAGUAUCCCCCUCGUCCGGUCCCCGUCCCUGCCCACCACAGUAGGUGGCACCCUCACUGACCUUGAAGAUUCUUUCAAUGAACAAGUCCAGUCUCUUGCCAAAUCCAUUGAUGAUGCACUUAGCAACUGGAGCAUGAAGACCAUGUGUUCACUCCAAGAAAGUGGCACCUACCAGUUUAGCUCAGAGGCAUUUAGUACAGCUGGUGACAAAUCUGGAUUGGCAGGGACAGUCAGAGAAGGUGGCCCCAUGGACCCUGCCACAUUCCAUAGCGGAACCGGACAAGUAGACUCUGAGAAUGUGGCCCGGAGUGCCAGCAAGCUGAUGAUGGCUUUCCGGGAUGUGACUGUUCAAAUUGAUAGCCAGAACUUCCGCAUGUCCUCUUCCGUUAUGGAGUCAUCCACUUCUGUUUCUCUUGGUAAUUGUGUCCAGCAGGGGGCCAUAGUUACUGAGAGCCCACAGCAACCUCCAGUUAAUGAUGCAAAUGAACAACCUCAGCAAGGACAGCCACCACCAUCUCCCCAGGAUCCAGCUCCUCCACCCUUAGAGCUGGAUACUGAGGAAAUACCAGAUGGCGACUUCCCAGCCCCUCCACCAAGUGAGGAGGAACUUGGGGAGGAUCUACCACCUCUGGUGCUGGACAAACAGGAAGUUCCAGAACCAGCAAUUCCAGCACAGACAGCAAUAACCUCUGAAACCUUGUCUCCACCAGAGGUUGCAGAGACACCAGUCACCCCAAUUGUAGAAGUUUUGGAAGCUAAACGUAUUGAGUCAGAUACAGCGGACAACAGCUCAGAGCAGAUGAGUAGCAGCAGUACAUCCACAUCGGCUCGGUCGACUUCAGAGGUCUCUUCCAAAGAAGCUUUACAGGCCAUGAUUCUUAGCUUGCCCCGAUACCACUGCGAAAACCCAACCAGUUGCAAAUCUCCUACCCUCUCUACUGACGUCAUGCGAAAACGCCUAUAUCGUAUUGGUCUCAACCUCUUCAACAUAAAUCCAGACAAGGGCCUCCAGUUUCUCAUCUCUCGUGGUUUCAUUCCGGAUACGCCUAUAGGUGUGGCGCACUUCCUGCUCCAGAGGAAGGGGCUGAGCCGACAGAUGAUUGGCGAGUUUCUUGGCAACAGCAAGAAGCCGUUUAACAGAGAUGUGUUAGAUUGUGUGGUGGAUGAGAUGGAUUUCUCUGGGAUGGAGUUGGAUGAGGCUCUGAGGAAGUUUCAGGCUCAUAUCCGUGUCCAGGGUGAAGCACAGAAAGUGGAGAGACUGAUAGAGGCAUUCAGUCAGCGUUACUGUAUGUGUAACCCAGACGUGGUGCAGCAGUUCCACAAUCCUGACACGAUCUUCAUCCUUGCAUUUGCUAUCAUCCUCCUGAACACGGACAUGUACAGUCCCAACAUCAAACCUGACCGUAAGAUGAUGCUGGAAGACUUCAUCCGCAACCUACGAGGGGUUGAUGAUGGUGCAGAUAUUCCACGGGACAUGGUAGUGGGAAUAUAUGAGCGUAUUCAGCUGAGGGAAUUACGAUCGAAUGAAGACCAUGUCACUUAUGUCACCAAAGUUGAGCAAAGCAUUGUGGGAAUGAAAACGGUCCUGUCAGUGCCUCACAGGAGGCUGGUGUGCUGCAGUCGGCUGUUUGAAGUGACUGACAUCAACAAAGCCCAGAAGCAAGCUGCUCACCAGAGAGAGGUCUUCCUCUUCAACGACCUACUUGUGAUUUUAAAAUUGUGUCCAAAGAAGAAGAGUUCUGCUGCCUAUACCUUCUGCAAGGCCAUGGGGCUACUGGGCAUGCAGUUCCACCUGUUUGAGAAUGAAUAUUAUCCUCACGCCAUCAGUAUUGUGUCUCCGUGUUCGGGCUCUGAUAAGAAGCAGGUGUUGAAUUUCUGUGCUCAGAGCGCAGAGGAGCUCCUCAAGUUCGUAGAGGACCUGAAGGAGUCCAUCGCCGAGGUCUUAGAAAUGGAACAGAUACGUAUUGAAUGGGAGUUGGAGAAACAACAGGGAGCCAAAACUCACUCCAUCAAGAACAAUGGGACUCAGCUUGAGUUGAGGGGUAGACAAGGUUCUCCUCCAGGCAAACAGGAAAUGAACACAUCACAGAGUGGACACAAUGCAGUAGAGGUGUCAAUUCACAACAGGCUUCAGACGUACCAGCUCAACGCGGCACCGCCGAGCCCUGAGAGCGCUGCCCUUCUCAACCACCAGAGGGAGCUCUUCCAGCAGCCUCCAUUGCAACGCGCCAGCCCCACACCUUCGCACUCCUACCAGCCCGUGGCCCUGACCGAGAUACGACCCGACACGCUCAUCCAGUGCCAGCAAAUCGUCAAGGUCAUCGUCUUGGACAAAGGCGCACACGGCCGCAUGGAGGCGUUCCUCAGCCAGAGCCCCACUCAUCACCAGCUCAUCCAGUCUGUGGUCUCCACACCAGUGCGUUCACCCGACAGCGGAGGCAACCAGGGGGGGAACGAUGGCUCACAACCUCCAUUGCCUCCACCACCACCACCAUAUAACCACCCUCACCAGUAUAUACCCCCAGAUCCCCGCCUUGCACUGCAGAGGACCCCAAGUGGCUCACAUAGUCUAAUGUAGAGUUCAAACCAACAAAACUGCAGGCACACUUUUACAGUAUUUAUCUACAUAUGUAUAUACAUGAAAGAAAUAUAAUGAAAAAAGCUAUCUAUAUACAUAUAUUUAAGGUAACAGACAUGAUGAUAUGAAGACUUUAUUGACUUUGCAGAUAUGUGAAACAACUAAUAAGAAAAUAUGAUUUACUUAAUUGCUGUGUAUUUUGAAACGUUAUGUAGUUUGAACAAAUUUCUUAACGGUUUUCGUCUUUCUGGACACUCUCUGAGAUUAUAUUGUUGAGUACUUGUCCUUGACAGGAUUUCUCUGGUGCAUUUUGUUAUAGACAAAAUGAUUUCACGAAAAAAUGUGAUACCCAACAAUAUUUGUUUCAAUUCCACUGACACUUGCUUUUGUGUGGGAGCUGGUUUUACCUGUAAAAUCACCCUUUUGGCUUUUAUUAUCCUACUGAUGUGUCUAUUUAUUGUGCGUGUAUGUUUUUGACUGGAAAAUGAUAAACGUGCCAAAAUGAGGACACCCUCCACCGUGGACUUUUUGCACUCUUGAACGCUUAGGGCUAGAGUAAACAUUUGUGCUUAUAUCGAUCAUUUAGAUUCCCUCCAGGUACACUUUUUUUUACAUUUAAGUGGUAACCACAAACUGUUUCUUCCCCCAGUUAUGUGGCCGUGUUAUAUUCCUGUAAAAUGUGAUUUACUUCCUUAUCACCUGUCUUUGAAAUUUAUUUUAUGUCACUCCUUUUAACUGAUAUAUGUGUAAAUUAAGAAUGUAGGAAGUAUUAAGGCUCUUUCACAUGACUCGCACCAUUGUUCCCCAAUGUGUUGGCGUACACGACUCAAAAUUAAGACGAUUUCAACUUUGACCACAUUUUCUGCUGAUCUUUUGAAAUAUAACCAACAAUUACCAGACAAUUUCCAUGACUUAGUAUCAUGUGAACAAACAAGAUGAGAUCAGAGAAGUUGUACGCUACAACAGCAAAAACAUAUCUUCAAUAUUCAAGGGGAAUUCACUAAUGAAUUGCAUCAGCCUAUAUCACCAUUAAUUUGCAUGUUCUUGUUUUAGCACCUGAUAUGCAAAUCUUGGCACAAACAUUGCCAAAAAUAAUAUAAAACACAAUUUUCAUGUUACAAACCCAACGAACUACCACAAUCUGAUAUGCUUUACUAGGACAGUACAGCAUUGCUCCAAUGGACUGAACAAGUAUUUAUGGCCAUUUAUGACACUCGUCUCCAUUGUUUGAUCAUCAUUUGAUGAAUUAUAGCUGCCAUGAUCUCUAAAAAUAUGUACAAUUGCAAGCAAAUAGCAUGAACCUUUAGUUGAAUUACUUCCUAUAAUCAGUCUUAUUUGGAUAAAAAAAAAGAGACAAAAAUAACUACAUUGAAUUCAUUUAAAAUUUAAAAGCACAUGGUGCAGCGCUAUAGCAGCUCAUACAGUGCUUUUAAACUGGAUUGUGUAUGGUUAGUGAAUAAGAUGCAGGUUUUUAGGCUGAAAUAUUAGUGUUGGACUUUUUUCCUGUUUUAAGCUCAAAUACAUGUUACCUCUUCCAUUGGCUUUCACUAUGUUCACCGUUUACUACCUAGCAACUUCAUAAAAUUGCCUUUGUGAGCGUCAAAGCAUGCAGAGGGCUAUGUUAAAGCCCGAGUCAUGUGAAAGGGCUUUUGGUGUAUGGCAAUGUAUCCCGGCUCAAAGAUGAAAAAAAAAAAAAGAGCCAAUCACAGCCAGCGAACCCUGUUUGCAACGGCUAUAGUUCUCACGCUCAGGAAUUUCAGAGAGUACCUGAAAGAAGACUGAGAUCUUUUAAUGCUUGUACUUGAACUUUAUGUAGCAACUUGGAACGUAUAAGGCCCUUGUGAAAAGGCCAUUCAAUCCCAGCAACCAUCUUUGGACACGUUUUAUGUUUGUCUGACAUUCUGUGAAAAGACGACAGAAUUCUGCAUCACUGUUGUCACAUGACUCAGACAAUGUAACAUGGUUUCAUUGUGAUAUUCCUUCAUCAAUACUCACAACUACAUAAAACGCCCAAGAGACACACCAUCAGCACUAUCUAUAUCUGCUGUUUGACUCCUAAAACUCUUGUUUGAAGAUUUUCGAGAGCCAAGUGACACUUGAAACAUCAAAUGAGAUGCACAUUGUUGGCACAGAACACUUUAACCUAAAUGUUUGUCUGGUUUGAUCUGAUUUUAUCAGCUAAAUGGAAAACAGUCCAAUGGUUUAUUUUUGUUUUGCUUGUAUGUAGCUAUCAUAUAUCAGUAUAUAAAGCAGCAAAGAAUUAGCUAUGAUAAAUGUUAACUACCCACAGUCCAACCAUUUCUGAUAAAAGCUGUCAUUAUAACAUAAAGUCAACAUGAAACUGAAUGCACCACCUUUUUUGCUUCCACAGUGUAAUGUGUUAAUGAUGUGUGAAGUGAUACGUGAUAUUUAGAUAAAAUUUUGAUUGGACCAUGAAAAGUGGGUGUUUCCAUAAUAGAGCCAGACAUAAAUUUAUGUUAAGGAACGUGGAGGCUAAAGGCCUUUGCACACUGAGUCCGAAAUUUUCGAAUGCGUUUUUUCGUAUUCAUGAUCCACAGAGACCUUUGACACUGAGCCCGAUGCAUAUUAAUGAAUCCGUUGCGAAAAAAUUCGCAAAACAAUACAAAAUGGAGUCUUCGAGCAGUGAGCGUGAUUUAGUUGUCCUCUCUCUUCUUAAAAAGAGAAAAAGAAAGAGGAAAUAUUGGGUCCAUCCAAUCCAGAGAUUGUGUAGAGAGGAAGGAGAGUUCCACCUCAUCAAGGAGCUUCAUGAUUAUCCCGAGCAUUUCAAAGUUUACUUCAGGAUGUCAGUGGCUCAGUUUGAUGCUUUGCUAGCGAUACUGGCACAAUCUGUCUUUAUAUUCUGUCUCUUUUUAUUUCGCACUUUGUUAUACAGUGCUACUGCUUUGUGCUGUAGACAACGUGAAUCAACUUGUCAGAUGGCAUUCAGGAUUUUGGCGUUUACUUGUACGGUGGCUCUGAAUUGUCAAAACGUCUCUCAAAAUGCAUGCCACGGAUGCGAACAAGCAGAAAAUGUAACCUGAUCUGGAUUUUUUUUAUGACGGAUGAAAGUUUCGGGGGCAGUGUGUAAACGUGAUUGACACAACGUGAGGUCGUAUUUAUUUUUUAACGUGCGGAAAUUUCGGACGCGAAUUUCAGACUAAAAAGUGCGCAAAAAGACCUUAAAGGAGAAAUUCAUGCUCAAUAGCCCCUGUUGGUGAAUCUUUUUCUUUUUCUUUUUUUCAAAUUUGACGUUAAAUGCUCUGCUGAAAACACCUAGCUGUGAGUGCUUGAGAGCUUGUAGAGUACUUGCUAUGUAUGUUCGGAGACCUGCAAUGUUAAUUUUUCAUCCAUUUUGUUUCGUUCUCUGCUUGUUGAUGUCGUUGUACAGCAAGAAAGUUGUGACAGUAGGCCGUGUUGUAUUUGUUCUGCCCCUCCUCCACUCUGAUUGGACGGCUGGCUAAAAAGUGACAGUGAUGAACCAGUGCAGUAAAAAAUGAAAGUUGAACAUUCUUCAACUCGAGGCAACUAGUAAAAAACACUGAUCGCUCAGCACUUGAGUGUGAAAAAGACGCUCAGCGCCUCGUUACGCUCCUGCCGUUUAAAAAAUGUGGUGCUCCCGUUGAAAACAAUUGGAAAAGUAUGCUAGCCGCUGAAAAAAUUAAAAAAAUAAAAAUAAAAAUAAAAAUAAAAUAUAUAUAUAUAUAUAUAUAUAUAUAUAUAUAUAUAUAUAUAUAUAUAUAUAUAUAUAUAUAUAUAUAUAUAUAUACUGUAAACAUUGCCUAAAUAGCUAUUUGGCUAUUUGCAAUAUCACCUGAGAAAAACAAAGUUGUUUCAGAGGCAUAAAAGCCAGGAAUGUGUAUUAAUUUGAUUUCAUGUUGACUUUAAGCUUUAGUAUUCGUAAUCGUAACACCAUUGAUGUGUCAUAGGUAGCUGUGUGUCCUUUUUUCUCUGUUUUCUUAUAUGAUUGGGCAUUUGUUUCAUAAUUAUAUUGCUGCUGUUUGGAGCUCCCAAUCGUA
This is a messenger RNA of Megalobrama amblycephala (Wuchang bream), 7997 nucleotides long. It is a transcript of the gene iqsec3a, whose product is annotated as IQ motif and Sec7 domain ArfGEF 3a. Gene Ontology annotation, biological process: regulation of ARF protein signal transduction; actin cytoskeleton organization. The record is from RefSeq and is a predicted model, not a curated record. The coding region runs from base 136 to 3981 and encodes 1281 amino acids. Lineage: Eukaryota; Metazoa; Chordata; Actinopteri; Cypriniformes; Xenocyprididae. Gene Ontology annotation, molecular function: protein binding; guanyl-nucleotide exchange factor activity. The transcript is spliced from 14 exons.